Molecule: messenger RNA, 1563 nt
Organism: Metarhizium acridum CQMa 102
Lineage: Eukaryota; Fungi; Ascomycota; Sordariomycetes; Hypocreales; Clavicipitaceae
Source: RefSeq, a predicted model, not a curated record
AUGGAAAAGAUCCAUGUAUCCUUUGACCUCGUCAGCGGGCGAAACCCAGGCUACUGCUUCGUCGACUUUCCCGACCGCGACGCUGACGACCUCGCCCUUGGCUCCUUGAGCGCAACCAUCGGCGGACGGCGUAUCAAGGUCAACUGCCAUGGCGACACGAAGGCCAUUGAACAGGCUCCCCACGGCGCCAUGAAUCAUUUUGAAGAUAUGCGAGAAGGCUCCGAGGGGCGAAGGCUCUAUGUUGGUGGGCUGGGUAAGAUGAUUGACCAACCUCAACACAUCCGAGACAUCAUGGACCUCUUCUCCGACUACCCGCCGCAUGUGGAAAUCCUUUCAUCCUCCAGCUGCAUCGUGCCCCGAAUGAUCACCAUGGAGCAGGCGACCGCAGCCAUGACAGCCUUGGACGGCAGGGUCGUUACCGGUGGCAAGCUCAAGGUAGAACGAGCGGACAGCCUACCAAACAAGCUGAUAAAACACCAGGCCCGAUGUCAACCUACAUUCCCCCACCAUCCAUACUUCCCUGAGUUCCUUACGCUGGACAAGUCAUUUGAAAACACAGUCAUGAGUGGUAAAACCAAUUGGACAAUCACCCACGAGCCCUGCGAUCUCUCACCAUUUCACCAAGAUGUGGUUAUCCAGGUGGCUUCAAGCUGCGUGAUAACAAUCGUCUUCGUCUCUGACUCACAUCCAGCAACAGGGCUUGGUGAUUGCCUUAGCGUCAAGAGCAACCAUGUUACCAUUCUUACGCUCGCUUGGGCAUAUAUUCUCUCAGCUAGAUGGGCGGAACUCAUUCCUGGAGCACGCUUGCCUACUUACAACCACCACCAGGACCAGUCAAACGCCGCAAAUAAGUUGAGACGGCUAGAAGACGACAGUUCUCCUGUUGUGGUGGAUGUGGGGGAUGUGGAUGAAGAUGCUGCUUGGUGGUGGACAGUCGUCCUGUCAACAGAAGAUGGUUGGAAGGCCUCAAUGAAGAGCAACACUGGUUUCCACAUCUACGCACUAUGGGCUAUUAGAAUCCAGUCAGAGCUGAGCAGCCCUCGCAGCGGCUUCGGUGGCAAAACCGAACAACAAAAAAAUGAAACUGCUCAUUCCGCGACCGCCGCGCAAGGCACCAACUCGGCAGCAGAGAAAACAGGCGAUUUCGGCUUGGGACGGGAACUCUGCCAAUUAGAUCGACUACUCACGCUGAGCCGCAACACACGAGGGGUAAAGGGCCUUUUGAAUAGCGUCUUUUUCAAUCCGGUCGUAGCCUGUAAUGCCUGUGGCGCUUUGGCACAGGCCAGGGACCCCCGGCUCCGCUUGCGUACGUCGAUAAACAGAGAUCCGGGCUUGGGUUUCUCUGGCUUGGUGCCUUCAUCGCGGGCGCCGAAGCGCGCUGUCUCCGAGAAGCUCGCGCGGGGUGGUAGAAAGUCGAUCUUAGCGCUGCUACCUGGACCAGAACACAUAUUCUCACGGAAACGACCACGUAUUGGGUUUGUCAGCUACGAGGUCAUAUUCCCUGUAACUAAGUUCGCACCUGCUGGGGCAUUCAGUCUGGUGUUCAAGCGUAUAUGGGCAUGA